Messenger RNA from Thamnophis elegans (Western terrestrial garter snake), 1750 nucleotides. It is a transcript of the gene ST8SIA2, whose product is annotated as ST8 alpha-N-acetyl-neuraminide alpha-2,8-sialyltransferase 2. The record is from RefSeq and is a predicted model, not a curated record. Gene Ontology annotation, molecular function: alpha-N-acetylneuraminate alpha-2,8-sialyltransferase activity. Gene Ontology annotation, biological process: N-glycan processing; oligosaccharide metabolic process. NCBI's taxonomy places the organism in Eukaryota, Metazoa, Chordata, Lepidosauria, Squamata, Natricidae.
AUGCCGCUGCCCUGCCGGAGCUGGACCCUGGCGCUGCUCACCCUGCUCGUGGGCAUCCUGCUUUUCGCGGACAUCGCCGAGAUCGAGCUGGAAAUCGGGAAUUCUGGAGGCCGAGGUGCAGUCCGAUCGGCAGUGAGCAGUCUACAUAGCAGAUCUAAUAGAACGGAAGGGACAGUAAAUGGGUCUUCAUCUCCAGCUGUUGCUGAGCAAAGUAACAACAACAUUAAGCACCCUGACAAGACAGUUCAAUCCCAGUGGAUACACAAUCAGACGUUGUCACUGACCAUCAGGUAUGGGGAAUGGCCCACAGGGGACCAAUUUUUGGAUGCGGAGAAAGACAUCUCGGUGCUGAGAGGAACUCUGAAACCGGGAGACAUCAUCCACUACGUAUUUGACAGGGACAGCACCAUGAAUGUUUCCCAAAAUCUCUAUGCCCUCUUACCAAGGACAUCCCCACUGAAGGGCAAGCACUAUCGGACGUGUGCCAUUGUGGGGAAUUCGGGCAUCCUGCUGAACAGCGGCUGCGGCAAGGAAAUUGACGCCCACAAGUUUGCCUUGCUUAUGCAAUUUAGAGCCCCGGUGCAGGAAUAUAUCCAUGACGUUGGAAUGAAGACUGAUCUGGUCACCAUGAACCCUUCCGUCAUCCAGCGUGCCUUCGAGGACCUGGUGAAUGACACUUCGGAGAAGCUGCUCCAGCGCCUUCAUAGCCUCAAUGGCAGCAUCCUUUGGAUCCCGGCAUUCAUGGCCAAGGGGGGCAAGGAACGGGUGGAGUGGGUCAAUGAACUCAUCCUCAAGCAUCAUAUUAACGUCCGCAGCUACCCAUCUCUGCGACUGCUGCAUGCUGUGCGAGGGUAUUGGCUGACAAACAAAGUCUACAUCAAGCGCCCAACCACUGGUUUGUUGAUGUACACCCUGGCAACGCGCUUCUGCAACCAGAUUUACCUCUACGGUUUCUGGCCAUUUCCCCAAGGUCCAGACCAAAGCCCCGUUAAGUACCACUACUAUGACAGCCUGAAAUACGGCUACAUGUCCCAGACCAGUCCUCAUACCAUGCCUUUGGAAUUCAAAGCCUUGAAGCUCCUGCACCUCCAAGGAGCCUUAAAACUCACCGUUGGGCCCUGCAACGGAACCACGUAAAAAAGAAACCACUUUCCUGGAGGCUGUGCCCCAUGGGAGGAUUGGGGAGGGGAGGCUGGGAGGAAUGGUAGAUGGAGAGAUGGGUUUUCUUGGUUUGGGAGAUGAGCACAAGCAUGGCUGCGGGGGGCUCUGCGUUGAAGUGGAGCCAGUGUUUGGUGCCAGGGCCAGAAGACCUGUGCGGGAACCCUAAGAGAAGAUGGCCUUUGCCCUUCCCAGGCCUGGAAGCCACUGUGACGUGUAUGGGUACUUUAGUGUGACAACUCAGUGUUAGGCCAGAUGUUGUGCGUGGUCUAGAAUUGGUAGGUAGGGCUCGUUUGGCUAAGAAAGCCGGGCGUUUCCCGGUUUGUGUUGUGUUCUUGGCUUAGUUGGAUAUAGGCGUUAGGGAUUAAUCCUUAGAACUGCUGUUUUUUGAGCAGGGAGGGAAACAGAGCAGAGGCACUGCGGGUCAGUUCUCAGAAAGCUACUGGCCAAGGAGAGGUUUAACCGUGCUGUAUGGAACUUUUUUCAAGCUGGGCCACCAGCUGUGCCCAUUCCGAAAAAGCACCGAGCAACAAAAGCCAACUCAGGAUCCUCAGACACAAAGAGGACUGGAGUUUCUGACAUUUCCACGGGA